Ceratina calcarata is the source of this 2261-nucleotide messenger RNA. RefSeq lists its product as uncharacterized. The transcript has 2 exons. NCBI's taxonomy places the organism in Eukaryota, Metazoa, Arthropoda, Insecta, Hymenoptera, Apidae. The record is from RefSeq and is a predicted model, not a curated record. The coding region runs from base 1 to 2229 and encodes 742 amino acids.
AUGACUUCCCAUAAGGUUUAUCCCUUCGGCCAACUGUUCCUGGUGUGUUUAACACUGGCAAUAUUUUUGGAAUCGACGAACGGCGACUUCUAUGACCGUUUCAGAUACUUGUCGAAUUACAAUCGGCCAUGGUCCCACUUGAAUCAUGACACGUCUCUAGACUUCGCCUCGUCCGAGCACCUGCCGUCCUACGCUCGAUUUUCCGAACCGAGAAGUCCGAUCUUCGAUUCCUCCGAAUCGAAAGAAUGGUUCACAGCCUCGGCCAGCAAGAAAAUUCCGACGGAGAGUAAAAACUCGAAGAAAGCUGUCUCCCCGUUUUACACCCUCACCGACAAGGACUCGCAGAAGUACAGAGACAUGGUUUUCAAAUCCGGGGUUCCGUACUGUCAAGAAAUCAAAACUAAGCGAGCUACUAAAGAUGACAACACCGUCUGCUAUAAAUGCAAAAAUCCAAAGAAUGGAGCCACUUACGAACAGUGUUCUUACGCUUCUAAACCAGAUUCUAGUAACAUAGACGAAGUGGUGAUACCAGGAUUCAGAAACAGGAGAUCUAAUUCGGAUGAAGGAUUCAGGCGUUCUGAUUAUGGAAGGUACCAUUCGCCCUACAGAUUCAAUGACAAAAUCUUUUCCGAAGCUACAGAGGACGUCCCGUCGGAAUAUAAGAAGAAGAAUGAGAAGUGCGAGAAGGUGGUGAAAGAUUCGAUGGUGUGUAUGGUGUGCAAAGACACCAAGAGCAAUGCCAAAUAUGAACAGUGUAGCUACGUCCAACAGCCGACUGAGAAGAAGUACGCUUAUUCCAAAUCCAGUUCGUUCAAAGAUCCUGAGAAACGUGAAAGUAGAAAUGAGGAGGAUGAGAGAAAGCCUGAUAAAGAGCAUUCAGAAAGUAAACCGGUUAAGGAGUAUUCGAAUUCAAAGGAUAAAGAAUCGGACAAAGGAUCUGAAGAAGAAUCUGGAGAAAGGAAGGAUUCGACUAACAAUUGCAAGAAAGUGCAAAAGGACUCGCAGACUUGUACCGUCUGCAAGGACCCGAAGACUGGUGGAAAUUACGAGAAAUGCUCGUACACUUACGAGCCAGAAGAUAAGGUUUACAAGUACAGCAGAUCAAAGAGUUUCGGAUACCCCAGAAGUUCCUCCUCCAAAGAUGAUUCGAAGGAAGAGCCCAGCGAUGAAAAGGACAAAUCAGAAAAAUCCGCAGACGAUGAGUACAAGAGAGAUUACACUAUUCCAGAAAGCUUUUAUGAAUACUCCUCUCCGAGUUCGUAUUUCAAAGACGAGAAGCCAAAGUCUAAUUACAAUCGUCAAGCACCUUCCAAGGACUCGAAAUCCUCCGAGGAUAACGAUGAUUCUUUCAGCUAUGAGAGAUCUAAAUCGGAAUCGGAAAAAAUCGCCGAAAGCAUGGAGACAAGCAACUGUAAAGAAGUUCAGAAAGACUCGAUGGUUUGCAAGGUUUGCAAGGAUCCAAAAACUGGAAGUAACUCGGAACAGUGUUCUUACAAGUACGAGCCAAGUGACAAAAGUUAUUCCUACUCGAAAUCGAAAUCGUAUGGCAAUCCAAGAGAAUCGGACGAUAAAUCUCAUGACGGGUCUGAGAAGAAAGAAACCAAGGAGCCUUACCACAGUCGCUAUGAUUAUCCCGAAGAGAAGAGAUCUUACGUUACCGACACUGACAGCAAAGACUCGUCCACUACCAGUGAGUCUAAACCGGAAGCGAAAGAGGAAAGGUCCAUCGCUGCAAAGAAGAUCGACGAGAGUUUCUACGACGCUUUUAAAAAGAAGGAGGAGAUCAAGAAGAUCCUUCAGGAGUUCCAGAAGGAAGACAGAUCCAAUUGUAAAAAGAUCAUGCGCGACAAGAUGACCUGUUACGAAUGCGCGGAUGAGAAAGGAUUCAAGAAAGAGGAAUGCGCCUUCGUGGCGGCUGAGGAGCCGGCCGAGGAUAAGAUUGAUUAUAGGGAGGUGAAGGAGUAUAAAGGAGAGUCUAGUAAGAAAGUUCCCAGGCAUGCGAUCUUCGAAGAUUUUCCUAUAGAGCCGGAAGCCGCGGCUAGCGACGUUGCUUAUGUAAAAAAAGAGAAGCCGAAUUCUGAAGAGACGAGGGAAGUCGAACCGUACGAAUACGUCGAGGAAACGCGACCUGUGUUCGACAAGGUUCUUGGGUUCACGCUACCGGCGUAUAUGCUCAGCACUUCGGAAUACGAAGAGGAGUUUGACAAAGUGUUUUUGCAUAGAAAUUAGAAUAGUAGACUGCUUGUAGUAUCAGUCUUUGA